Metarhizium brunneum ARSEF 3297 is the source of this 984-nucleotide messenger RNA. RefSeq names its product 2-oxoglutarate-dependent dioxygenase (gene tropC). The record is from RefSeq and is a predicted model, not a curated record. Lineage: Eukaryota; Fungi; Ascomycota; Sordariomycetes; Hypocreales; Clavicipitaceae. Gene Ontology annotation, molecular function: 2-oxoglutarate-dependent dioxygenase activity.
AUGGGCAGCAAGACUCCCGACGCCAUUCCAACCAUUGACAUUAGCGAUUUUAUUUCGCCCACGUCGACUGAAGCACAGAAGCAGGCCGUCGUCGACAACGUUCGCCAUGCCUGUACAACUUAUGGAUUUUUCCAGGCAGUUGGCCACGGGGUCACUGUUGACGAGCAAAAGGAGAUUCUAGAUUGCACUAGACGCUUUUUUGCUCUCCCCGAAGAGGACAGGAUGGAAGUCUGCGUCUCCAAGUCCAUGGGAAAAUCUCUUCGCGGCUAUGAGCCACCUCUGAUCCAGACUCACCACAAAGGCUUGAUGCCGGAUAUCAAGGAAACAUUCAUGGUAGGGGCCGAGAUUCCAGCUGAUCACCCCGACGCUGGUUCCUUUUCUACUGGGCCCAACCUGUGGCCCUCCAAGAUACCCGAGGAUCAAUUCCGCCAGCCAGUCAUGGAUUAUCAGGCCAAGAUGGUUAAUCUAGCCAAGGUUCUUUUGAAAAUCCUUGGCCGGGGUUUGCCCAAAGAAUGGGGUCACCCGCCAAGCGUGCUUGAGAAGCUCGCGGAAAAUCCUUCCAUCCCCAUGAGGAUGCUUCACUACGCGCCACAGGAGGUUCUCCAUGAUACACAAUUUGGAGUUGCUGACCACACCGACUUUGGCUGCAUUACUAUUCUUCUGCAGGAGGCAGUUAGCAAGGGACUCCAAGUAUGGUAUCCUCCAACUGAGACCUGGAUUCCGGUCCCGCCUACCGAGGGCGCCUACGUCAUCAACAUGAGCGACAUGAUGAUGAAGUUGACUGGCGGUUAUUACCGCAGUGCACGCCACAGGGUUGUCACCAACCAUCGAAAUCAUCGAUAUAGUGUUGCCUUCUUCCUGAAUGGCAACCUGAAGCUGGUUGCAAAGGCGUUGGAUGGCUCGGGCACCGAGGUUGUGAUUGGCGAACACAUUCGCCAAAGACUUAUUGAGACCCUCGGAAAGACGGGCGAGAUGCUCAAAUAG